AGCGAUUGCAUGGUUUCGUCUACUUCGUUUCUUUGUCCCUUCAUGAUCAGUGAAGUGGUUUCACAGAAAAACAAGUCCGAUUGACUCCGCAUGCUAAUUCAAGGCAUCGCUCUUGCGCGCGUAGGACAAUGUUUCAUGUCAGGCGGAGAGAAAUUCUUCGUUGUAGCAAUUUAUCUCCGUGAAAAUCUGACCGUCAAAAGAUAUAUUGUUACCCAGCCUGGAGCAGAUAGAAGGGUGUGUCGCUCUGUUUCUGUCGCUUUUUGUUUCUUAUACGGAGGCCAGGUAUUCAUUGCCCAGAAAGAUUUCGACCUUACAAAAGCCAACGAGGCAGUCUCAUUCCUUCGUGAGAUGUACAACCUCGCGGAGGAGCUCAAUGAUUUAGCGGGCAAACUUGAACCAAAGAACGAGAAACGGCUUGGCAACAUCAGGGUUGCCGCGUCCAAGGUGAUUUCUCUUACAUCACAGGCUCAGCGCAACAAAACACCGAGAACGACAUUCGCGUCCAUCCCUGAAGAAAAUCGUGAAACCAGUGGCACUCAGGAUGAUCUUGGCGUCCUUGAUACUGAUGACAUUCAAGGUAUUCUGAAAAAGAUGGAUUAUCAGAUCUCGUUCAUUGUGUUUGGGCAUCCGUUCCUCGCCUUGGUGUCAAAUAUUGAGGAUGAUUCUCAACAAGGAUAUGUCAAAUUCUUGAAAGAGGGGCAACAGGAGAUCGAAAUCCUGCGAUACCUCACGGGGAUUGACUCUCCCUCAAACUACACCAUCUCGCCAGUCCAAAUCUGGCCGGUGCAAGGGGGUAACGUCGUAUCAAUGCCUACAGCUGCCAGCCACCUUACCAGUCUAUCCAACCCCGGCGUGCACCUAUGGCCUGUGGCCAAGCAGCUAUUCGAAGCUGUUGACUUCAUGCAUCAGCAUGGCGUGGCGCAUCUGGAUCUGAAGCCUCCAAAUAUCCUCGUCCCCAUCGACGGCGGCCGCCUUUCUAUCAUCGACUUCAACAGUUCCGUACGCAUCACGGGCACUGAAACAAUGUUCCGCGGAAUUGUUGGCACCACGGGAUAUCUUGCGCCUGAAGUCGCGGCUGGUCAAGGCCUUUACAGCGCGAUCCACGCAGACUUGUGGUCUUGUGGAAAGACAUUGGAGGAGCUGUGCUACCUGUGCAGUCCAUCCAGGGAUCGCAAUGCGCUACUUGAAAUAGCUCGAGAGCUCAUGAAUGACGACCCAAAACAGCGACCGAUGAUGUUAGAUGUCUUGAAAAGGCUGGUGUAUUACAAGGUCGAUGCCAAUACAGGACCAGGUUACUUCAGGUAAUGUGCUCCAUCCUUGGCGUGUAUCAGAAGAUAAUGCGAAGAUAAUUGGAUGGACGACUCGAUGGCCCAAACGCACUGUAUGCCAGUUAUACCCUUGUGUAGAAGUAGGAAUGUUGGUCAUACCGCAAUGUACCUAUACCUUUCCUAAUUUCCUUUGUCAAAUGAUCUUGGCUAGCCAAGGUUUCUUAAUUCA
This is a messenger RNA of Suillus bovinus, 1497 nucleotides long. Its product is annotated as kinase-like domain-containing protein. The coding region runs from base 91 to 1305 and encodes 404 amino acids. Gene Ontology annotation, molecular function: ATP binding; protein serine/threonine kinase activity. NCBI's taxonomy places the organism in Eukaryota, Fungi, Basidiomycota, Agaricomycetes, Boletales, Suillaceae. The record is from RefSeq and is a predicted model, not a curated record. The transcript has 2 exons. Gene Ontology annotation, biological process: intracellular signal transduction; protein phosphorylation.